Molecule: messenger RNA, 651 nt
Organism: Saprolegnia parasitica CBS 223.65
Lineage: Eukaryota; Oomycota; Saprolegniomycetes; Saprolegniales; Saprolegniaceae
Exons: 1
Coding region: 43-573 (176 amino acids)
Molecular function (GO): ATP binding; ATP hydrolysis activity
Source: RefSeq, a predicted model, not a curated record
AUCCUCCAGAUCGCCGAUGAUCGCGAAGCCGCCCGCGCCAACAUGCAGGCCCGCCCCGUCACGGCCCUCGCUGUCCAGAAGCACCUCGACAACUUCGGCCUCGGCGCCGAGUUCGGUACGCACUCGCGCAUGCGCGGUCUCUCGGGUGGCCAGAAGGUCAAGGUCGUCCUCGCCGCUGCCAUGUGGCUCAACCCGCACAUCCUUGUGCUCGAUGAACCGACCAACUUCUUGGAUCGCGAUUCGCUCGGUGCCCUUGCCGGUGCCAUCAAGGAGUUCGGCGGUGGUGUCGUGAUGAUUUCGCACAACCGUGAGUUCACGGAUGCGCUCGCCAUCGAGACGUGGAACGUCGUCGCCGGUCAGCUCUCGAUCGAGGGCCAGGUCGCCGAAGACAAGACCAAGAUCGAGCAGAUCGACGCCGAGGAGUCGGUCGACGCCUUCGGUAACAAGGUCGUCACCAAGGUCAAGCGAAAGCUCACCCGCAAGGAGCUCAAGGCCAAGCUCAAGGCCAAGAAGGACGCCGAGAAGCGUGGCGAGUACUACUCGGACUCGGACCUUGACGGCUACGAGGAGUAAAUGCGCAAGAAGGUCAUCGAUAGAGAAUCUUAGAGCUGCUUAACUACCUAUACUUAUACAUGCGCUAUGCUUUCUACA